UGUACCUUCGGGAAGAUUGGAAACUAGUGUUUGAAUUUCAUAUUUAGUUAUAAACAAACGGAAGAAAAGAAUACCUCUGAUCGUUUGAAAUCAUCCUGGAAAUUUAGUCUUAAUUGGUGAAUGCGAUGUCAUGGCUGCUUUGGGGUCUGCAAAACGUGAAUGGAAGUUCACAAAAGAGGAAAUCCGAGCAAAACUUGACGAACUUGGUUAUAAUGAUAUACCAGAUAAAGCGUUAAAGGAAUUUUCCAAUGAUUUGCAUAAACUUAUAUCCUCUGAUAAAACAAAAAAAGAUAUUCAUCAAAGAGGUGAUAUUUCACCGCAGUCCACUACAAACUACAGUCCAGCUUCAACCAGCAGCAAUCAAUCAGUAGAUGUACAAAAUGGGAAUGGCAAUGGGAAGAGGGUAACAAACAAAGCCAGCACAUCAACAGUAUACAGCGAUGAUGAAUAUAGUUUUGAACAGACUCCAGAGCAUAACAGAUAUGCAUUGGGAGACAAAGAAAACCAGAAUGCAACAUCCCUGAGAAUGACACAAAAGCGAAAGGUUCUCAGAAGAAAGAAUGGAAAAGCUCAUGUAUUUGAUGAAUCAUUCAGUCAAGAAGCUGUCACAGACAUAUCAGAUGUGGAGAAAAGGUUACAAAGGCUGCCAGUAAAGGAAGACAUUAAUACAACUGAUUCUGAAAGCAUUGAGAGUGAAGACUUGUCAGAAGAAAGCUCAUCAGUAUUACAACCAUGGGGGAGAAAUAGAAAUGUGUUACCAUCCUUUAUCAGACCACGAACAUCAGAUCCUGGUACUAAAGGCAUUAGAAAGACAGACCCAGUUAGCAGAUACCAUCAGUUCAAGCAAGAAUGGUCAUCAAAUAAAGUUCCUGGUGAGAGGACUCACAAGAGCCUUCGAUGGUCUACUAGGGAAAAAAUGUUGCAAUAUGAAUCAUUUGAGAAACCCAGACGUUCCUAUGUUCCCAAUAAUUAUGUUGCACCAACAGAAAAGAAACGGCAAGCUUUGCGCUGGGAAGUCAGAAGUGCGCUUGAAAACUGUUAAAUAUAUUAGUAGAGUAUAGAUAAAAUUAUUUUGAAUGAGUUGUCUCUUUAGAAGUUAAAUAAAUUGCACUUCAUUUUUAAUUCA
This is a messenger RNA of Dendronephthya gigantea, 1126 nucleotides long. Its product is annotated as hydrolethalus syndrome protein 1 homolog. The record is from RefSeq and is a predicted model, not a curated record. Gene Ontology annotation, cellular component: centriole; non-motile cilium. The transcript is spliced from 11 exons. Gene Ontology annotation, biological process: cilium assembly. Lineage: Eukaryota; Metazoa; Cnidaria; Anthozoa; Malacalcyonacea; Nephtheidae. The coding region runs from base 131 to 1042 and encodes 303 amino acids.